Messenger RNA from Effrenium voratum, 3015 nucleotides. NCBI's taxonomy places the organism in Eukaryota, Dinophyceae, Suessiales, Symbiodiniaceae. The record is from the annotation of a GenBank genome assembly.
AUGAGCCUGCCGAAGGACGCGGCGCCGGCGGCCUACACGUGGCUUUGGCAGGACGCGGGCGCCGAGUGGCAGGCCUUCCGACACUUCGACCAGGCGAGGCUCGAGGCCGCGGAAGAAGAAGUCGUCGACGUGGAGGGCGGCAGGUGCCGCGUGGACCUCAAGGAGCGGCAGCUGCUGGACAACUACGGCAGCGACCCCCCGAGGAAGACCUGCCCCGUGCGCCGGAGCUUGUGGUUCGCCCAGGUGUCCUCCUCCUCCUCCCGGGUGCCCUACGACGAGAAGACAGACCAGGCCAUCGAGACCUUGUACCAGCAGGUCUGGGAGCAGGCGGCACAGCUGACUCUUUCGGAGGGCGCCAAGGUCUCUGAGACCGUGGUGCUGGACUCCGGGCGGGUGGUGCGCAUCAGGCUGGAGUGGAAGUCCAAGUGGCGGCUCACCUGCGAGGAGCGCCCCAAAAGCAGCGGUGGCUGGCUGGCAGACGCGCAGGCGCUGCUGGAGAAGGUCUACCAGCUGCAGCGGGGCUUUGGGGACGUGCCCAUGCAGCCGGGGGAGGCAGAGGAGGAGAAGUUGGGUAAAGACAUCGGCAACGUCAUAAUACUUGUUCAUGGCAUUGGCGAGAAGAUGUGGAGCGAGGAAGGCUGCGGCCUGGCGGCCUCCACGGGCAGCUUCCGGCGCAUGGUGCAGGUGCGGCAGCUGGAGACGGCGGGCUUCGUGCAGAAGGGGGGGCACUGGACCUACCCCGGGGAGACGCCUCCGAAGCUGAAGAAGGACGAGGUCCUGGAAGCCUCCUGGUGGGAGUCGGUGCACACGGACGAGAUGGACACCCGCCUGGCCCGGAUCACCUUGCCCUCCAUGAAGCAGGUGCGGCAGAUUGCCAACUUCGCGGUGGUGGACGCCUUGUACUACCUGCAGGUGGGCCGAAAGGAGAAGAUCAUUGCAGCCGUGGCGAGGUCGGUGGAGACGGCGCUGCAGCGUUUCCGUGCCCACCACCCGCAGCACGAGGGCGCCGUGGUGCUGGCGGGCCACUCCUUGGGGGGCGCCAUCCUCUUCGAGCUGCUGCGGAGCGGAAGCGCGCAGCUCAGCUUCACCCCACAGGCCCUGUUCACCAUGGGCUCACCCACGGGCUUAUUCAUGCACUGCGCGGAUGCCCUCCCAUCGCCCGACUUCGAGCUGCCGGGCACGCGCUUUUACAACAUCUUCCAUCCCCUGGACCCAGUGGCCUAUCGGAUCGAGCCGCUCAUCGCGGAGCAGCUGGACAAGCUGGACCCUGCCAAAGUGCCGGUGGAAGGCGCCUGGGGUGGGAUGAAGGCGCACCACGGGGUGCAGCAGCUGAUGAACUGGGCCAGCGGCGAGGAGAAGAAGCAGUCGGAGCUUCUGGAGAUCUGCCGGGCCCUGAAGCUGAACGCCGGGGAGCGCGUGGACUGGGUGCUGCAGGAAGAUCUCACCUUCCUGAAUGCGGCAGGGGUGGCAGGGGAGCUGCUGCAGGCGCUUCCGAGCCAUUCCUGCUACAUGAAGUCUGCCGACGUCGCCGGCUUCGUGCAGAGCCGGACUGCCAACAUCAUGCUGGCCAAAGGUGUGCUGAAGAGGGACCCCACCACGGCGAAUCUUGGGACUGUGCCGUCCUUGGCCGUGGCUUCGCCGGCUCCGGAAUCGGAAGCCGAGCCGUGGGCAAAGGAGCCGGUGGCUGCGAGGGUGCUGUACCACUACACGCACCGGGCAUCCUUUGAAGAGUUUGUGAGGAUCUUCGCGUCAGAUGAGGUGGUACAGAAGGCGCUGGCAGACCCAAAGGCAGCGCAGGAUGAGGAGCCCCUCACGGUUUACAGCCAAGUCCUACACAUGAUUCAGGCGGACUGGACGGACCGCAUGCCUCGCACAGGAGCAAGGACUCUUGACCCGGAGCUCUUGCUGCAUGAGCCCGCAAAGUUCUCCAGCAGACAGGCGCUGCACGAGGCCAUCCUGGGACUGGCCAAGCCGGCGGGCCUCACCAACUCAGGCCGCAGACUUGCAGACAUCGGGGACUUUUGCGUGGCAGUGAAGGCUCCAGGGAGCGUCCUGGCGCCUGUGAGCUACGGGAUCAUGCGCAUUGAGAGGAUGGCGCUCCAGACCUUGGCCCGGCAGGGCCAGCUGCGGAAGGCCAACCAGGCGAAGCAGGAGGCCUUGGAGCGCGCUGCGGCGGAGCGGCGCAGGGCCCGGGGCAUCUUGGCGCGGCUCUGCGGAGGCGCGGAAGCGCCGGUCCUUUGGGACGAAGAGCAGGAAGAGGAGGAGACGACCGGCCGCGUGGGCCGUGUGAAGCGUCAGAAGCGGCAGGUUGACAAGAAGAAAGAGGAGAAGCUAAAGACCUGGACGAAGGAGCACUUCAUCGCUGUGAAGGAUGCGAGGAGGAGAGAGAUUGAGGCAGAGGACCUGCCCGGCCAGCCGAGGGUCCGGGGGCUGAGGGGCCGUGUGGCCAGACUGGUGGCGGAGUCCCGACGACUGGUUCAGAAGCUCAUGGGCCAGGAGGUGGAUGAUGAUGCCCUUGCGCUGUACAGGGAGCACAUGCAGAAGGAGGCCGUGAAGAAGUCCGCGGUGGGGGCGCUCGAGCGGCUGAAGUCCAUGCGCGGCACCAACUCGGAGAAGCUGGUGAGGUCAGUCCGGCGCCAGAAGAGCAGGACGGCCAGUGCGGACUCCAUGGAAGAGGAGGAAGAAGAGAAGGAGAGAGGCCAUGAUCCGAAGGACCCCAAAGACCUUCCGGCCGACGCCGCUCAUGGCGAGGCCAAGAGGACCUUUCCGAAGCGGAGGCGGCGAAGGCGCCGGCGGAAGCAGCCCCAAGGAGGAGAGGCGGGUGAGGAGGAUCUGCCUGAGCUGGAGAUCUUGGACUCCGAGGUGGAGCGAGAAGCCGAGGAGCCCGAGGCAGCCGCCGAGGAUCCGCGCGGCGAGGAGUCGGACACGAGCUCGAGCUCGGACUCCAGUUCCAGCGAGUCCGGGUCCAGUGCAGACUCAGAGGAAGCCAAGGAGAGCAAGGAGAGGGAGAAGUGA